Molecule: messenger RNA, 594 nt
Organism: Alternaria metachromatica
Lineage: Eukaryota; Fungi; Ascomycota; Dothideomycetes; Pleosporales; Pleosporaceae
Exons: 2
Coding region: 1-594 (197 amino acids)
Source: RefSeq, a predicted model, not a curated record
AUGAAAUUGUGUCUUAUACAUUUUGCAGAACACAACCACCUCUGCAAAGUCCUCAACAACUCGAGCGAGCGACACCCAGGAAAGCGCCGCUCAUACCCCGUCGUUCACUUCCUCACCCCGAUCUUCGACGCCAGUCUCCGUGAGCUGAGGAAUCCUACUUGGACGUUGGACACCGCUCACACCAUCGCCCUUCAGCUAAGCAAGACCGUCGCGCUGUUCCCAAAGCACGCGCCAUACCUGCUGAAAGACCCCAAACUACUCAUGUUUGCGCGACUAUUCCUCAUGGGCGAUGAGAUCGCAGCGUCGUUGGACACAGUCGGUAUUGAAGUGGGAGAUAACUGGCACGAGCAUACGCGGGAUGAGUUCUUAUGGAUAUACUGCGGUGAUUGGGAGAAGCGGCCGAUUGACUGCGUUGAGCGCACGUACAUGGCGACUCGUGAUGAGGUUCGUUGGUAUGUGGACAAUGACGUUGAUGAGGAUGGGAAUGCUGUCGUGGCAGCGUCGGCGGAUGGGAGUGAUGGCGAAGCCAGUGAUGGACAGGAUGGCGAGGAUGAACAGGCUGAGGACGACGAGGAUGUAGAACUGGAGGACUGA